Molecule: messenger RNA, 1530 nt
Organism: Protopterus annectens (West African lungfish)
Lineage: Eukaryota; Metazoa; Chordata; Ceratodontiformes; Protopteridae
Product: protein mono-ADP-ribosyltransferase PARP14-like
Exons: 5
Coding region: 1-1245 (414 amino acids)
Biological process (GO): negative regulation of gene expression
Cellular component (GO): nucleus; cytoplasm
Molecular function (GO): transcription corepressor activity; NAD+ poly-ADP-ribosyltransferase activity
Source: RefSeq, a predicted model, not a curated record
AUGAAUAUCAAAAGACAGAAUAGAUUGUCAGGAAACAGAUUGAGGAAACCUUUUAAACAGGCAAUGCCUCUAGAAGACAGUGAGAUCUUUGAAACAAAGAAUGUCAUAUCUCCUGCCAUUUUUGAUGUAAUAGGAAUGUUAAAAGAUAGUGUGAAGAAUGCAAAGGAGAGAAUUGAGAGCAUCUUUAAUGACAAUUUCUCUGAUGAUUGCAUUGAGGACGAAGAAAUUGCCUACCUUUCAGACACAGUGAUUCAGAAUGUACUGCAGUGGGGUGCAGAGUUUAAUGUCCGUAUCACUAUUAAAAAAGGAUGUACUAAUGAGAUAAGAGUACAAGGCUUAACUAAGGAUGUCAAAGAAGUUUUGAAAGCAGUGGAAAUUGAGCUGAAAUCUGUACUAAAGAAAGAACUUGACCAGCAUCACCAGUAUCAGAUUUACCAAGUCAUCCAGUGGCAGUAUGAAGAAUGUAACCAGUAUUCAACGUUUGACAGAGAGACAAACUUCCACAUUGAAAAUCACUUCAGUGAAGGAGAAACUGAGGCUGUUGUCGAGUGGAAUGGAAAAAGUCUGUUUAUAGAGUUUCAGCAAAAGAUAGCGACUGUUCUAGAAACUGGGGAUGUAAUGAAUAUCAAACGACAGAAUAGAUUGUCAGGACAAGAUUUUCCAAGGAACUGGGCUGAAAUGAGCAGCAGUUUUAUUCAAAUCCCACUAGAUCCUACAUCGCCUGAAUACCAAGAUGUGAUGAAACAUUUUCAAAAAACAGCUGCUGGAUAUGAAGUAGUCAAGAUUGAACGAGUGCAGAAUGUGUAUCUACAUCAUGGUUAUGAGGUAAAGAAAAAGCAACUAACUGAUAAACAUGGUUCAGCAAACUUAAAUGAGCUGCACCUGUUUCAUGGCACAUCAGGAAGCAGCUGUGCCUCUAUUAACAAACAAGGGUUCAACAGGAGUUUUGCAGGGAAAAAUGCUACUAUGUUUGGCAAAGGCGUAUAUUUUGCAGUGGAGGCGGCCUAUUCAGCUAAGAAGUUCUGUCCACCAGACAGCGAAGGACUAAAGUACGUGUACUUUGCAAGAGUCCUGGUUGGUCAGUAUACAAAAGGACAAAGUAACAUUAAAGUACCUCCACCCAGAUCCAACAAAGAUUCCACAGAUCUGUACGACAGCGUUGUAGACAACAUUUCCAAACCCAUGAAGUAUGUUGUCUUUCAUGACGAUCAAGCCUAUCCAGAUUACCUGAUCACCUUUCGAUAAAUAAACCAUAAUUACCUCCAUACAGCUCUCCAGAACUUAAUUGAUGAGUGAUGUGACACACUCUGUAGUGUUGGUGCUGUACAGAAAUUAAAUACAGUUUUGAAGAAUAAUUAUGAAAGCUGGAAUAUCACUUCAAAGAUACAUGAGAAUGCGUGUUCAAAGAUGUGAAAUUUCAACUUGGGGUGGAAUUGAUGAAUGCACCGUUAAAUAAAAUAUUAAAUUCCUGAUAGUAUUGCUAACAGGUCACCAUUGUAAAUGAUGAAUACAUUUUGUAUAUUGAACUGA